Molecule: messenger RNA, 2278 nt
Organism: Danio aesculapii
Lineage: Eukaryota; Metazoa; Chordata; Actinopteri; Cypriniformes; Danionidae
Product: protein NLRC3-like
Source: RefSeq, a predicted model, not a curated record
GACAAACCGAAAGCGUCAAAGAGCUCAGAUUGUGUUCCUGCUGCACAAGAGCGUCUGUACUUCUGCAGGUGAUGGUCAGCGGCUGAUUGUUUCCUCAAAGCUCUGCUAAUGUCUGCAUUGGUGUUUUAGCUGCAGUAUGGCAGAGGAGCGAGUAAAGGACUCUCUCUCAGAGAAACACAGUGUGAGAUCAGUAUCAUGUGUGUCUCUGAAGAGUGACCGGUCUAAAGGCAAUCCACCAGAGUUCAGAGAGAAAACCCCAUCAUCUGCCAUCAGUGUGAGAUCAGGAUCAUGUGUGUCCAGCUCUGUGUCUCUCAAGAGUGACUGUUCGAAAGAUUGGAAUCCACCAGACCUCAGAGAGAAAACACCAUCAUCUGCCCAAAGUAUGGAUAGAGAUGAUCAGACUGGAGACCUGCAGCAGGAUUCACUCCAACCAGAACAUGAUGAACUCCAGAGAGUCAAAGAGCAGCACAAAACCAGCAUGAAGAACAAGUAUGAGAGAUUAUUUGAGGGAAUCAACCAUCGAGAGACUCAAACCCUCCUAAACAGGAUCUACACACAGCUCUACAUCAUAGAAGGAGAGAGUGAAGGAGUGAAUGAAGAACAUGAGGUUUUACAGAUGGAGAAAACAGCCAGAACAAAACCCUCACAACACACUCCAGUCUACUGCAAUGACAUCUUUAAAGCCUCAGCUGGAGCAGGACAUGAGGAGAAGAUCAAGAAGAAGAAAGCCCAGAUCAAGACUGUUCUCACUAAAGGCAUCGCUGGAAUCGGGAAAACCAUCUCUGUGCAGAAGUUCAUUCUGGACUGGGCCGAGGGAAAAGACAAUCAAGAUGUAGAUUUCAUGUUUGUGCUUCCAUUUCGAGAGCUGAACUUGAUCAGAGAUCAUGAGUACAGUCUUCACAGACUUCUGCUGGACUUUCAUCCUGAACUUGAAGAUCUGGAGCCCAAGAUUUAUGAGCAGUGUAGAGUUGUGUUCAUCUUUGAUGGUCUGGAUGAAAGCAGAAUCACACUGAACUUUUCAGAUGAGGAGAAAGUUUGUGCUGUGACUGAAUCUUCAUCAGUGGCUGUGUUGAUGUGGAGCCUCCUAAAAAGAGAUCUGCUUCCCUCUGCUCUCAUCUGGAUCACCUCCAGACCAGCAGCAGCCCAUCAGAUCCCAUCCAGAUACAUCAACCGUCUGACAGAAAUUCAGGGAUUCACUGAGCCUCAGAAGGAGGAAUAUUUCAGGAAGAGAAUCAGCGACGAGCAUCAAGCCAGCAGAAUCAUCUCCCACAUCAGAAGAGCAAGAAGCCUCCAGAUCAUGUGCCACAUACCCGUCUUCUGCUGGAUCUCCUCCACUGUGCUUCAGAAGCUUCUGGAAGAAGAUCUGAGUGCAGAAAUCCCCCAAACUCUGACUGAGAUGUACAUCCACUUCCUGCUGAUUCAGAUCAACAUGAGGAAGCAGAAGUAUGAAGAGAGAGAUCCAGAGAAACUCCUGCAGUCCAGCAGAGGAGUGAUCCUCAAACUUGCUGAAGUGGCUUUCAGACAGCUGAUGAAGGGCAAUGUGAUGUUCUAUGAGGAGGACCUGAUUGAGAGCGGCAUAGACGUCACUGACGCCUCAGUGUAUUCUGGGAUCUGCACUGAGAUCUUCAAGGAGGAAUCUGUGAUUCAUCAGAGGAAAGUCUACAGCUUCAUCCAUCUCAGCUUUCAGGAGUUUCUGGCUGCUUUCUUUGUGUUUUACUGCCAUUUAACAAACAAGAGAGAACCACUGGAGUUGAUUUAUGAGAGAGAAUAUUCAUAUAAUCAACAUGUACAGGCCAGCUCUGAGAAGUCUCUGUAUGAUCUGCUCAGAUCAACAGUAGAUAAAGCUGUCUGGAGAGAAGGUCAUCUGGAUCUGUACCUGCGGUUCUUGUUGGGCAUCUCACUGGAGUCCAAUCAGAGACUCUUCCAGGAUCUGCUGACACACAGAGAGGAGAGCUCAGAGAGCAUCAGGAGAAUCACACAGGCCAUUAAAGACAAGAUCAAGAGAGAUCACCGACUCUCAGCUGACAGAUCCAUCAAUCUGUUCCUCUGUCUGCUGGAGGUGAAAGAUCAGACUCUGUCCAGAGAGAUUCAGGAGUUUGUGAAAUCAGACAAACACUCAGAGGAGGAAUUCUCUCCUGCUCACUGCUCAACAAUCUCCUACAUGAUUGAGAUGUCAGAGGAGCCGCUGGAUGAGUUAGACUCUAAUAAAUUCAACACAUCAGAUGAGGGAAGACGGAGAUUGAUACCAGCUGUGAGAAACUGCAGAAGAGCUCUGUGA